This is a messenger RNA of Mercenaria mercenaria, 3392 nucleotides long. RefSeq lists its product as uncharacterized. The record is from RefSeq and is a predicted model, not a curated record. NCBI's taxonomy places the organism in Eukaryota, Metazoa, Mollusca, Bivalvia, Venerida, Veneridae. The coding region runs from base 25 to 879 and encodes 284 amino acids. The transcript is spliced from 5 exons.
ACUCUUUGCAAAUAUAUAUUGAAAAUGAGCAAACAAUAUGGUACUGCGCACAAUACGGCCUCAAGCAGGCACAGUCAAAGACAUCCGAUACCGAAUCAGAGAGCCCAAGUUCCUGACCCACGUGUAGAAACCCUUCGUAAAGGGCUCGCUAUGAACGCAGGCGGCCAAAGGCAUUUCCAACAUGAACAUCCUUGUCAACGUCAAACUCAGACCCAGGAUCAAAUGCAACUACAACGGCCUGCAGAAGCAAGCAAACAAAUGCUGUACGGCACAUUUAGUAACUUGCUCACCACUCUGGAAGAGUUCGAGGAAAGGGAAUUAGACCGAAAGGGAAUGCAACAUCGUUUUCGAAGGUCACACAUAUCCAUUCCGGAUCAGAGACACAAACGUUAUGAAGACGUGAAAUGCAAUGUUGAAACGCAACUACUUCUGUUUGAAACACAAACUAAGGCUUGUCCUACAAAAGUAAGGGAGGCACUUCACGAGGAACUUAAACGGAGAACUCUAGGAUGGGUAGCAGUACGAGCUGAAUUAAGCAUACAAAAUAUUCAAGAAACUGACCGUUAUAUAGCGAAGUUGUAUGAAAUUCUGGUAAAGGGCAGAACGGAUCAUAAGGAGCCUUCAGGGCGUGUGACUGAGGGUGCGAUGCGUGAAACCUUUCAAGCAUUCCUCUAUGGUGACCAUGACAGGGAGAUGUUGGACAGGUCAUUCAGGAAUGACAGGGAUAAGAAAGCAAAAGCACCUGAUACAAGACAAGGCGAAAUGCUUGAAGAAGGGGCAAAAAGAAUCUCUCGCGCUUAUGGAAAUUCUGGACUUGAUGAAAACCUUCGACAGGAUUUGGAAAUGUUCACGAACUACGGACCAGGAAGCCUGAGAUAAAAAACCAUGUAAUGCAAACUAUAACAGCAGAGUACAAACAAUCAUAUACAAUUAAAACAUAUGUAUAUGCAUGUUGAAAAUAUUUUUACUGAAGAAUCAGCUUAUUAGUAACUUUCAGAGGACCUGGUAUUGAUCGACAAUGUGCAUGACGUUUGUAUUAAUUACCAUAACGUCAAAAUUAACGUCUCUGAAACAAUUAAUAAUAAACAACUCGGUUUUAUACAACGUUUAUACACAUUUUACUAUCAAUAACUAUCGUUUUCAAGGACCCAUGUAUCUUGGGUCUUAUGACUUUGUCAUCACUGCUUUAUUAUUGGUCUGUUUUUCUGCUAGUCAACGUUUAUUUGGCGCGUUAUAGUUUGUUUUACGCUAUGGUAACGUAACGUCAUAGCCGUAGUAGUAUUAUUAUUGAGAAAGCAAUGAACAUGGUCGAAAUGUGAUGUGAUCAUCUCAGAACAUUUAUGCUUGACAAAGGCGAAUAAAGCCGAAACGUUGUAUAAAACAGAGUUGUUUAUUAUAAUUUAAUUGAUAUCAUCAAUCCCUUUGGAUUUUGUAUUUACUGUCUCUGAAACAUUUAUUGUGUGAUUUGUUUUGUGUAAAUGUGCUAUUAUAUUAAUACAAGGUGUAAAUAAGCUCAGACCUGACUGCCUUCUCUUCGUUCUAAUAUAAAGACACUAAUGUUGCACAAAAUUACAUUUUUAAGUAAUUUGAUAAUGAUCUAAUGCUUCUCUUCCGUCAACAUUAAUUGACCAGUCGUUUAAAAUGCACACUAUUGACUGAGCCUAUACUAUUGCCUGUGUAGCAAAUAUGAGCUUAUUCAAAAGAUUGUAUGUUUUCUGUACGUACUCAUCCCUCAAUAUGUCAGUACCUAAGUGGCAUUGCAGAUAUCAGUCUCAGGUUUUUAGGGUUGCUGUAAUAUUCAUCCUGUUCUCUAGAUCGGAAUGCUUGACUCCUGACCGUGUGGUUAUGAUUACAAAUCCUGGAUUAUAAUGUAAUUUGACCGUGAAUUUCAAAAGUUUUUUAUAAGCACAAAUAAUGACCUUAAUAUCAUUAAGCAGACAUCAACCGCAAAAAUCAGUUGUAUGAAAGUUUUCUACAAACGAUGUAAAAGAAAUAGGUUUGAAUGUAUAAUUGUACCCUCCCCCGAACAAAGAGGUUGUAAUGGGGGAAAACUGGUUUCAUGUUGUCUGUCUGUCCGUCUGUCCGUAGACACAAUAUUGUGCGCACCAACUUUCCUCAUUCCCUUCACACAAUUUAAUGAAACUUCACACAACUGAUCAGUAACAAUAGUUGUGCAUGGUGCAUGUUAGGUUCUUUCAGAAAAAAAUGCAGAUUUACAGGGCAUUGUUUUUGUUACUAUACUAAAUACAUAGAGUCUGUAUAUGCUUCAUUGUGUGCACCUAAUCUCCUGAACCAAAGCACACAAUAUGAUGAAACUUAAUUAACAAAAGUGACCAGUAGUAACCCUAGUUGUACAUGGUGCAUGUUAGGUUCUUUCAGAAAACAAUUCUGAAAAGUUAUGAGACUUUAUGUUUUGAUAAAAUCUUAUUUACAUCGAGCCUGCAUAUGCAAUCAUAUGCGUGCCUAAUCUCCCAAACCCUGACAAACAAUUUAAUGAAACUUCAUACAAGUGAUCAGUACCAAACCUAGUUGUACAUGGUGCAUGUUUCGUUUUUGUUUUGAUAAAUAUUCUGCAGAGAUAUGGGAAUCUGUUUUUUGUUACUAUAUUAUAUAUGCAAUGUUGUGCGCGCCUAAUCUCCUGAACCAGUGCGCACAAUUUAAUGAAACUUCACAUUAGUGAUCAGUACAAACCUAACUUAUGCAUGGUGCAUGUUAGGUUCUUUCAGUUACGGGACCUUUAACAUGCUAUAUACAUAGAGUCUAUAUAAAUACUGUCCACAUAAUUAUGCAAUCUUGUUCGUGUGUCAGCUUGCAAUGUACUGUGUCAGUGCGUGCAGUGGUGUACAUUCAUCCCCUUCAGUGAUUAAAAAUAGUUUAAUUAAACAUAAAAGAAAAUAUAUGUGUCUUAAGCAAGUUUGGUUUGUAUGAAAUCGUGUCUUGCAUACAUGUAGACUUCUUUCAAAAUCAUUUGAAAGGUUCCGUACCUCUGCUACAUCAGCAAUAGACUUAAGAUUAGAGGAAAACAUUUGAUGAUUUCUCCUUGUAACACACGCAAUUUGGUCUAUAUCAUUCUUGUAUACACAUUUCUUAAGAUAACUUUUCUUAAGCUGAGAGCAAGAAGGUGCAAAAAAGCGGUACUGAGUGCGGUACAUAAUGACCAAGGGAGCGAUAGAGGCUCUCUAUGCCACUUGUUUAUAAAUACAUUCAGUCUGGAUGAAAAUAGAUAAUGUCAUUAAGUACUAUUUGAAAAGUAAAAUGGAACUUUAUGAUACAAUUAAUCUACGACCGAAUCUGUUACUGUGUUGGUGAUGGGCUAUUUAAAGGACAACAAAUGAGAUUUAAAAAAUAUACUUGGUCUAGUAAAACGGAUGUGAAUAAAAUUUAUAACUUGA